CGCUGACUCCGUGUGGGCAACAGCGCACAGGCCUCCCUCUCGUCGCAGCCACCUUUUCUGCGCAGAGCUCAAUGCCGCCCUCGGGAAAGCCAAACCUCUUCAGCGCCACGGCCACCCGCCAGCGGGUCCAGCGGCCUCUUCCAGCCCGGACAGGCCGAGCUCCGGCAGCCAGGAGUGCUCAGUCCCGGUCGGAGCACCCCUCUCCGGGCCGCCAGUGCCUUCCGCUUCCGCCUCCAUCCGCACCUGCACGACACGAACCCCUCGGCAGCGCACAGCGCCAGCGUGGGCCGCGGCCAUCGAGGAACCUCUCCGCCCUCUAAGAAGGGAGACUGCUGAAGACGGAGCAGCUCGUGUCUAGGGACAAGCGGCCAGGAAGGGGCAGGGAGCGCGGCCUCGGCCGAGUAACGGGGGAGCCGGAGCGGGCGGCGCGGACACGUGCCAGGAACCGCGGCCCAGCGGAGCGACACGCUCGGGCAGCCACAGCGCGGCCUGGAGAGGGCAGGGAGGAGCAAUCCAUCCCGGACGUCGACAGCCAGCAGCAUCCGGCCGGAAGCUGGAGUCGGGCAGGCCUGAGCAAUCGAUGACGGAGAGCGCGAAGGGAGCGGCUAGCGGGACGGACCCGAGCAACCCGCGGCAGAGGCGGCGGCAGGGCAGACGGGACUAAUCCAAGGCAGAGCGAUCGAUCGCGAGGGGACGGGGCGCGGUUAACCCCCGCGGUGCCACGAUCGCGCCCGGCCGCAUCCCGCCGCCAUGCCCUCCUGCCCUCUGCCGCGCCGCCUGGUGCACCUGGACCUCAAGGGCGCGCCGCCCCGGCCGCAGUACUUGGCCGAGGUGCUGCCCCUGUUCCGCGCGCUCGGCGCCAGCGGCCUCCUGGUGGAGUACGAGGACACGUUCCCCUACGACGGGGAGCUGCGGCCGCUGCGGGCGGAGCAGGCCUACAGCCUUUCAGAAAUUAAAGAGAUAUUAAACCUGGCAAAAUUGCACAAAUUAGAAGUUAUUCCUCUGGUGCAGACGUUUGGACACAUGGAAUUUGUGCUAAAGCACAAAGAAUUUUCCCACCUGCGGGAGGUGAAGGCAUUUCCAAAUGCUCUUAAUCCACACAAAGAGGAAUCCCGGAUGCUGGUUAGAAAAAUGAUUGACCAGGUGGUGGCACUGCAUGAUGGCUUACAAUGGUUUCACAUAGGCUGUGAUGAGGUCUACUACCUUGGUGAUGGGGAGGAAUCAAAGCAGUGGUUGCAGCAACAGGAUAAUAACCCAGAGAAGUUGUUCCUGUCCCACGUAAAAGCUGUGGCAGGUUUCAUUGCAUCAUCUUAUCCCACAAUGAAGCCCAUAGUAUGGGAUGACAUGCUCAGAGGGAUAAAUGAUGAAACAUUGACAGAAUCCGGGGUACCAGAGCUCGUGGAGCCAAUGAUUUGGGACUAUGCAGAAGAUAUCGAUGUAGACAGCAAAGUGCUUCUCAUAGAAAAGUAUCACAAGUGCAACUUUCCCAAGCUGUGGUUUGCUAGUGCUUUUAAAGGAGCAACCGGGGCAAAUCAGUCUCUGACCCAUAUUGGACAUCACCUAAAAAACCAUCUCCAGUGGCUGAAAGUGGCACACAGUGGCCAUGCAGAUAUGCUCCAGGGCAUUGCUCUGACUGGCUGGCAAAGGUAUGACCACUUCUCUGUUUUGUGUGAGCUGCUCCCAGUGGGAAUCCCAUCGCUGGCUGUAUGUCUGCAGGCACUAGAGAAUGAUGGCUAUUCUGAAAUGGUUAAAGAAAAUGUGGAAAAAUACCUGGGGAUUUCCAAUCUGGAAACUGACACUUUCAUGAGUGCAAGUCAGGGGACCUUUCCAGGAAGUGACAUCUUCACCCUUGUGACUCAAGUUGGCUUCUACCUGAAGCCCUCAGUGGAUGAACUUCUUGAACAAAACAGGUAUGUCACAGGCUGGUUCAGCCCCUAUCACAGAGAGAGGAAGAUUGUUCAUCCUAUAAUUAUACAUCACUUUCAGCCAGAUGUACUAAGUCUUCACUCCAAGUGGAAUGCCGUGGCACAAGACCUUCAAGUAGCCAUGGAGAGAGUUUUCUACUUGUGUACUAUAGAGGAGUGGAUGGAGGAGAAUGUCCAUCCCAGCCUACAAAAACUUCAGCAAGUGAUGAAUGACUUGGAUGCAGCAAUACAAGCACUAUCAUAGCUGCUCUCUAACUGCAGACUGACUCAUCUGAGACCCUGCUGGGUGCAAAUUUAUGAGUAAUCACAUAACCAGGGCUAAAUCACCCCUAGAAUAGAGCAGGCAACUCUGCUGAAAACAGCUGUAGACACUAGCAAGGGAUUUAUGCUAGCAUGAGAGAGUAUGAGGAUUCAGGGUUUUGUUUUCACUUCUAACAAAUGAUUAGCUGACUUCAGCAGCUGAAAAUACACCAAACUUCAGUAGUGGACUAGACUUACUCCACUGUAUAACAGGGAAGACAAGAAUGGGGCCAAGCUCAGUUGUGUUCAUUAGAUUAGAAAGGUUGAGGAUAUGGAUUUAUCCAGAUUCAAAUCAAUAGUGAUAUUCUUUCAUGAGGUAAAGGCAAGUAGAAAUGGUAACAUGACAAACUCCGCUUGCUGAUUAGCUUGGUAACUUCUCUCUCCCAGUACUGACACUGAAAUCAGGUCAAACUCAAAUGUUCCAAGUGUGCUCAUUUUACAAUAAAUAUUUGAAACACCUUUAAA
Molecule: messenger RNA, 2690 nt
Organism: Alligator mississippiensis (American alligator)
Lineage: Eukaryota; Metazoa; Chordata; Crocodylia; Alligatoridae
Gene: HEXD
Product: hexosaminidase D
Exons: 12
Coding region: 751-2169 (472 amino acids)
Biological process (GO): carbohydrate metabolic process
Molecular function (GO): hexosaminidase activity
Source: RefSeq, a predicted model, not a curated record